Penicillium odoratum is the source of this 738-nucleotide messenger RNA. Its product is annotated as polysaccharide lyase family 20 protein. The transcript has a single exon. The record is from RefSeq and is a predicted model, not a curated record. The coding region runs from base 1 to 738 and encodes 245 amino acids. Lineage: Eukaryota; Fungi; Ascomycota; Eurotiomycetes; Eurotiales; Aspergillaceae.
AUGGGCCUACUGGCCCUCAGCCUUUCCAGCCAAGCGACGCAGAUAUUCAGUAACACCGGAACAACCUCCGGUUGGGACUCCACCAACCAAGAACAUGAAGGUACUGUGCAGCAAGUCACCAACGUGGUCUACCAAGGAUCAACAGCCUUGAAGAUGACCCAGAUCUACGACUCCAGCUACACGGGACGAUAUCACUCCGAGGUAGUGAAAAACGACGUCUACAAACGGGGUGACACUGGCUUCUACGGGUUCGCCUUCCGUCUUCAAGAGAGCUGGCAAUUUUCGCCCGCCCAGUCAUAUAACAUCGCCCAAUUCAUAGCCGAUUUCUCUGACACCGGGUGCGACGAUUACAUGCCUUCCAGCAUGGUCUGGCUUCUUGGAGACCAGCUUUAUUCCCGUGUGAAGCAGGGAACGAUCUGUGCACAGAAGAUCCAGACAUUUUCCAACCUCGCUACCGUCUCUGCAGGAGUGUGGCACAAGGUUGAGAUCCAGGCGAGCUGGCAGACAGAUGGGACUGGGUACUAUAAGUUGUGGUUCGAUGGGACGAAGGUUUUGGAGGAGUAUAAUAUUGAUACGACGAUUGAGGAUGAUCGGGAGUUCCAGUUCCGUGUUGGUCUGUAUGCUAACGGGUGGCACGAUGAUGGUGAGCUGAAGGGGACGCAGGGAACCCGGCAAGUUUGGUAUGAUGAGAUUGCCGCUGGAUCGACUUUUGCAGAUGCCGAUCCUGAUCAGUGGUAA